UGCUGCUCCAUUAGUUCAGAGGAGAGGGCAGGAAGGCAGAGAUGGCUGCAACUACCGCUCAGCCUAUGGGGAGCCUGCCCAGCGGACUGGGGAUCUGCACCACGGCCCCGGAUAUAUUUUACCUUCCUGAACUGGUGUUUGGUGGUUUGGUCUGGAUCCUGGUAGCAUCAACCCACGUUAUGCCUCCAAACCCUCUGGGCUGGGUGAUGUUUGUCUCUGUCUUCUGCUUCGUCAUUACCUUCCUCUGGAUGAUCAUCUUCGCUGCUGGCGGUCAUAAGAACAACCCCGGCUGGGCUGCUGCUGACUUCUUUUAUCACUUCAUCGCAGCAGUCUUCUACCUCAGUGCAGGGGUGGAUCUAGCUUACAUCACCAUGUUGAUGAAGAUAGGCACACUAAGAAUUUACCAGAUUGACAUCGCAGCUGUGGUAUUCGCCUUCUUGGCCACACUUCUCUACUUCAUCCACGCCAUCCUCUCCGCCUUCCGAUGGAAAAGCUUCUGA
This is a messenger RNA of Centropristis striata (black sea bass), 500 nucleotides long. RefSeq names its product myelin and lymphocyte protein-like. NCBI's taxonomy places the organism in Eukaryota, Metazoa, Chordata, Actinopteri, Perciformes, Serranidae. Bases 42 to 500 code for a protein of 152 amino acids. The record is from RefSeq and is a predicted model, not a curated record. Gene Ontology annotation, cellular component: membrane. Gene Ontology annotation, molecular function: structural constituent of myelin sheath. The transcript has 4 exons. Gene Ontology annotation, biological process: myelination.